GGCGCCGUUUCAUGUGUCCGCAGCUGGCUGCUUUUCAUCCCAGCAGUGGGCAGUCUCUGGCCGCCCAGCCGUGCACUAUGGCGGCCGCUGUUGAAGUGAACGGGAGUACCAGCUGCAGCGGCAGCAGCGAUACGUCCAGCACUGGGGAGGAGGAGAGGAUGAGGCGCCUCUUUCAGACGUGCGACGGAGACGGGGACGGCUAUAUAAGCAGGAAUGAUUUAUUAAUGGUUUGCCGCCAGCUGAACAUGGAGGAUUCGGUGGCUGAAAUCAUGCAUCAGCUUGGAGCCGACGAAAAUGGGAAGAUCUCAUUUCAAGAUUUCAGCAAGUGUCGUAUGCAGCUAGUGCGGGAAAUCAGAAAGGAGGAAGUAGAUUUGUCUGACGACUCCCUCAAGAACAAAAAACUGCGCGAUCGGAUCACUUCCUGGCCGACUGGGAGCGAUCACAGCUUAGGUGCUCUAUCAGGAGCUAGGGAGAGUUGGGAGUAUGAUUCUGGAGCACGUGACCUCCAGAGCCCAGACCCACAGAAUCAUUCCAUCAUGCAGAAAUUUUUGGAAUUUGGGGGUAAAGCAACCACACAAGCAGCUCUACAAAGACUUCUUUCUCAGAGCUCCUGUCUCGGCAACAAUGUUGGGGGAAGCUACCUGGAACUUGCCAAUACUCUUCAUCUAGCAGCCCUGGCUUCUUUAAAAGGAGACAUAGUUGAGCUGAACAAACGACUCCAACAGACGGAACGGGAGCGGGAUAUUCUAGAGAAGAAGCUUGCCAAGUCUCAGUGUGAACAGUCACAUCUCAUGAGGGAGCAUGAGGACUUACAGGAGAAGACAACAUUACGAUAUGAGGAAAGAAUUACUGAGCUGCACAGCAUCAUUGCAGAAUUAAAUAAGAAGAUUGACCGACUUCAAGGGACAACAAUAAGGGAGGAAGAUGAGUACUCAGAGCUACGCUCAGAACACAGUCACAGCCAGCUUGAAGUAAAUGAUGAUUCCCGCAGUAUAGACCAAGACCAAGACCAGACCUCUGUCUCUGUGCUGGAGAAUCAGUCCACUAUGGUUACUGUUGAUAUGGACACUUGCAGUGACCUGAACUCUGAGCUGCAGAGGGUACUUACAGGUCUAGAAAAUGUGGUGUGUGGGAGGAAGAAGAGCAGCUGUAAUUUAACUGUGGCAGAUGUGGACAGACACAUUGAGCAACUCACAUCUGCCAGCGAGCACUGUGACCUGGCUAUCAAGACUGUGGAGGAAAUAGAAGGGGUGCUGGGCCGUGAAUUGUAUCCUAACCUGGCAGAAGAAAGGGCGCGAUGGGAGAAGGAGCUAGCUGGAUAUCGGGAAGAGAAUGAGAGCCUCACUGCUAUGCUUUGCAGCAAAGAAGAAGACCUCAACAGGACCAAGUCUACAAUGAGUGCUAUUCGAGAAGAGCGUGAUAGACUUCGUAGAAGGGUGAGAGAACUCCAGACCCGACUUCAAAGUGUGCAGGCAACUGGUCCCUCUAGUCCUGGUCGUCUCACUUCUGCAAGUAGACCAGUAAACCCAAGCACUGGAGAGCUAAGCACAAGCAGCAGUAGUAAUGACAUUCCUAUAGCUAAGAUUGCAGAGCGGGUUAAGUUGUCUAAGACCAGAUCCGAGUCCUCCUCUUCAGAAAGGCCGGUUCUGGGUUCUGAGAUCAGCAGCAUUGGUGUAUCUAGCAGUGUGGCUGAACACUUGGCACAUUCUUUGCAAGAUUGCUCCAAUAUUCAAGAGAUAUUUCAAACCCUUUACUCCCAUGGUUCUGCCAUCUCAGAAAGCAAAAUCCGAGAGUUUGAGGUGGAAACCGAGCGAUUAAAUAGUCGAAUCGAGCACUUAAAAUCCCAGAAUGAUUUGUUGACGAUAACACUGGAGGAGUGCAAGAACAAUGCGGAGAGAAUGAGUAUGCUGGUUGGGAAAUAUGAAUCGAAUGCUACUGCCCUGAGGCUGGCUCUGCAGUACAGUGAGCAGUGUAUUGAGGCGUAUGAAUUAUUACUGGCACUUGCAGAAAGUGAGCAGUCUCUCAUUCUUGGACAGUUCAGAGCUGCUGGAGUUGGAUCAGUAGCUGAGCAGUCAGGGGAUGAGAAUAUCACACAGAUGCUAAAGCGAGCACAUGACUGCAGGAAGACGGCUGAGAAUGCUGCUAAAGCGCUGCUAAUGAAGCUGGACGGCAGCUGUGGAGGAGCGUUCGCUGUCACUGGUUGUAGUGUGCAGCCAUGGGAGAGUCUGUCCUCAAACAGCCAUACAAGUACUACCAGUUCUACAGCCAGUAGCUGUGACACAGAGCUUACAAAAGAGGACGAGCAGAGGUUGAAGGAUUAUAUUCAGCAGCUAAAGAACGACCGGGCUGCAGUUAAACUCACCAUGCUGGAAUUAGAGAGCAUACAUAUUGAUCCUUUAAGCUAUGAUGUCAAGCCAAGGGGAGACAACCAGAGACUAGAUCUGGAGAAUGCUGUCCUGAUGCAAGAACUUAUGGCAAUGAAGGAGGAAAUGGCUGAGCUCAAGGCACAGCUAUACCUGCUAGAGAAGGAGAAAAAGGCUCUAGAACUUAAGCUGAGCACGCGGGAUGCCCAGGAACAGGCCUACCUGGUUCACAUUGAGCACCUCAAGUCUGAAGUGGAAGAGCAGAAAGAGCAGAGGAUGCGGUCACUGAGCUCAGCCAGCAGCAAAGACAAGAUGGGAAAGGAAUCCAUAGAUGGUUCUGCAUUAUCCUUAUCUGAGCUGAGACCGUACAAUGAUAGUGAACUUACAUCAGAACUCACCAGUGCACUGAAAAGGGAAAAGAAGCUGAAGUCCAGAGCACAGGAGCUGGUUAGCGCCUUAGAGAGACUCACUAAAAGUAGUGAGAUCCGACAUCAGCAAUCUGCAGAGUUUGUCAAUGAUCUAAAGAGAGCUAACAGUAACCUAGUUGCAGCAUAUGAAAAGGCCAAGAAGAAGCAUCAGAAUAAGCUGAAGAAGCUGGAGUCCCAGAUGAUGGCCAUGGUGGAGAGACAUGAGACCCAAGUGAGGAUGCUGAAGCAGAGAAUAGCAUUACUAGAAGAGGAGAACUCCAGACCUCAUGCCAAUGAGACAUCACUGUGAAGCCAACCCUGGAGUCAUGUACGUGCCAUAGCUAUGCCUGCAAUACAGACUGAUGACUCCUCUGGCAGUCUGCUCCUGGGUGUGACUGGAAAUAACAAACAUUGACACUCAAAUAUGAAGCUUUUUAAGCCUACUGUGCAGAAGAAGAAACAUUCACUUCACCUCCAGUGAUAUACCUGACCAGUUUUUUUUUAUUUGUACACUGGUGUGUGCCAAAAAUGUCGCAGCCGCACAAGCAGAUAGUGCGCUGCGUGUGGAAUGGGGGGACGACUUCAGAAACCUGACUUCUACAAUGCACCUUUGUUUUCUUCCACUUCAUGGACCAU
Messenger RNA from Nanorana parkeri, 3406 nucleotides. It is a transcript of the gene MCC, whose product is annotated as mutated in colorectal cancers. Gene Ontology annotation, molecular function: calcium ion binding. NCBI's taxonomy places the organism in Eukaryota, Metazoa, Chordata, Amphibia, Anura, Dicroglossidae. Bases 12 to 3080 code for a protein of 1022 amino acids. The transcript is spliced from 19 exons. The record is from RefSeq and is a predicted model, not a curated record.